AUGAACGUGAAGGAUCUGGAAGGAAGGGUGAAGGAUACCAUGCGAUGGCAUGGGCUAUUGGAGGAUACUCCAAACUACGCCGACCGCACCGAUGACCCCAUCGCCACGGCCCUACGACACGCCCAGGCCGAGCUUCGCGUCGUGUCCGCCACGAACAAAGCUCGCAAAGCGCGCCUCGCCGCCAUCGCCCGCGAUCGCCUUGCCUACCAAGAAUACCUCGACGUCCGCGACUCCCUCGACCGCAGCAUCAACGGCCUCUACACCCGCUACCAGCGCCGGGACAUCAACCGCACCAGCGAGAAGCGCAAGAAGGACCACAAGCGCAAGUCCGUGCCCAAGGACGAGGAGCCCGAGGAGCCGAGCCAGUGCCCCGCCGCGCUGGGCUUGGGCCCCGACGAGAACAACACGCUCUUCGUGAACAAGCAGCUCGCGGAGCUGGUGCGCACGCGGCGGGAGUGGGUCGACCAAGUCGGGGCGAUCUUCGAGGAGAAGGACGCGGAGCAGCCGGGGCGAAUACACGGGAUCCCGCAGGAGAGCGUCUUCGCGGAUAUGGAGGAUGAGAUUGCGGCGUUCAUGGUCGAGCCGCCGAAGCAGCCGUCUGCGAAGUCAUGA
Messenger RNA from Schizophyllum commune H4-8, 612 nucleotides. RefSeq lists its product as uncharacterized. NCBI's taxonomy places the organism in Eukaryota, Fungi, Basidiomycota, Agaricomycetes, Agaricales, Schizophyllaceae. Gene Ontology annotation, biological process: regulation of transcription by RNA polymerase II. The record is from RefSeq and is a predicted model, not a curated record. Gene Ontology annotation, cellular component: SAGA complex. Gene Ontology annotation, molecular function: transcription coactivator activity. Bases 1 to 612 code for a protein of 203 amino acids. The transcript is spliced from 2 exons.